AUGCCUGAAUUUCGACAGUCGUUUUGGGCCGGAACGCUUACUGUGACGCGUCGGCAGAUGCUUCUAGUGCUCCGUAACACGGCGUUUAUGCGAGUUCGGGCGUUGAUGGUCGUGGUCAUGGGACUGAUUUACGGCAGCACCUUCUUCGGGUUUGACCCCACCAACGCACAAGUAUCACUGGGUGUCUUGUACCAGACAACGAUGUUCUUGGCAAUGGGCCAAGCGUCACAAACGCCAGUGUUUAUCGCCGCUCGUGAGAUUUACUACAAACAGCGCCGAGCGAACUUCUAUCGCACAUCGUCGUUUGCAAUCGCGUGUCUGACGGCACUCGUGCCCUAUGCAAUCUUGGAGUGUCUUGUCUUCAGCUCCUUCGUGUACAAGAUGUGUGGCUUCGUGUCGGGAGUGGACUACUUCCUCUUCUUCCUGCUUUGUAUGGUUCUGACCAACCUCGCACUAUGUGCGUGGUUCUUCGCAUUGACUGCGAUGGCGCCCGACUUCAAUAUCGCCAAGCCUUGUUCCACGUUCUCCGUCACAUUUUACGUCGUUUUCGCUGGUUUCAUUGUCCCGCGAAGCCAAAUUCCCGAUUUCUUUGUGUGGAUCUACUGGAUCAACCCCCUCGCUUGGUGCUUGCGUGCAGUUGCGGUGGAUCAGUACCGUUCGCCCACGUUUGACGUUUGUGUUUAUGACGGUGCAGACUACUGUGCGCAGUACGGCAUGACCAUGGGCGAGUACUCCUUGUCUCUGUACGACGUGCCAUCAGAUAAGAUGUGGGUGUGGACGGGUGUGUUGUUCCUCGUGUUCUCCACGGUCUUCUUCGUGAUGACCGGUAGUUAUAUCCUCGAGCACAAGCGGUACGAUAUCCCGGUGGCCACAGUGGCGGUUGUUUCAAGCUUUGGUGGCGAGGAGAAGGGCAAGCUUGAAGCUGUCCAAGAAGAAAAAGAACAGACGAAUCACCGAGACGGAAUUGCGAGUUAUGCCAUGGUUGCAACGCCACGAAAGGUCUCGGAUUCUCCAGUACACAGGGAAUCUUCAGAUGAGAUGGUUGUGGUCGAUCUCCACGAUGAACAAGCAAGGUUUGUACCGGUCGCGUUGGCAUUCAAGGAUCUCUGGUACUCCGUGCCUGUGCCCCAGCGCAGGAACGAGUCUAUGGACUUACUUAAAGGUAUCAGUGGUUAUGCGCUUCCUGGCACGAUGACAGCGUUAAUGGGAUCGUCAGGUGCCGGCAAGACAACACUUAUGGACGUGAUCGCUGGCCGGAAGACAGGAGGUACAAUCAAGGGUGAAAUCAUGUUGAACGGAUACCCCGCUACCGAGUUGGCAAUCCGUCGCUGCACCGGUUAUUGCGAGCAGCAAGACGUUCACUCAGAAGGAGCCACGAUCCGAGAAGCACUCACUUUUAGUGCCUUCUUGCGUCAAGACAGCAGUGUGUCGGAGCGAGCAAAGCUCGCGUCUGUCGAAGAAUGUCUGGAUCUCCUCGACAUGCAUGCCAUCGCUGACCAGAUUAUCCGUGGACGUUCUCAAGAACAAAUGAAGCGCCUGACCAUAGGCGUGGAACUCGCCGCGCAACCCAGUGUGCUAUUCCUCGACGAACCAACCAGCGGACUGGACGCUCACUCGGCCAAGGUUAUCAUGGACGGCGUACGAAAGGUGGCCGACAGCGGACGGACCGUGGUGUGCACGAUCCAUCAGCCUUCGUCCGACGUUUUCUCCUUGUUCGACAAUUUGCUGCUACUGAAACGUGGUGGUGAGAUGGCAAUUCCAGAAGUUUCACGCUUACCCGACGGUCAGAACCCGGCGACGUGGAUGCUGGAGUGUAUCGGUGCAGGCGUUGCUGGCGCGGGCGAAAAACUCAUGACGAACGCUGCUGCGGCCUUGGACUUUGCCACGCAUUUCCGUAAGAGUGCUGAGCACCAAGCGUUGUUGACUGGAUUAAAGCAGCCUGGUGUCUCGACCCCCGCACCCGAUCACCUACCGGAAUUGAUAUUCAAGAACAAACGUGCUGCUGGUCAUUGGACCCAGCUGCGCAUGCUGGUGGGGCGGUUCAUGACAAUCUACUGGCGCACACCGUCGUACAAUUUGACUCGAUUCUUGAUCGCCUUUGGUCUGGCUGUGAUCUUUGGCCUAGUUCUUGUGAAUGGCCGCUAUACGACGUACCAAGGUCUUAAUUCUGCGGUGGGUAUUAUCUUCAUGACGGCGCUUUACCAGGGCUACAUCACGUACGUCGGUUGUUUGCCGUUUACCUUGCGUGAGCGUGCAUCCUACUACCGCGAACGAGACUCCCAGGCGUACAACGCGCUUUGGUAUUUCGUUGGAGCUACGGUGGCCGAGAUCCCCUACGUGUUUGGCAGCGGCCUCAUCUUCACGGUUGUUUUCUUCCCAUUGAUGGGCAUCGGAUCGUUCACAACGGCCGUGCUGUACUGGAUCAACGUGUCACUCUUCGUGCUGCUGCAGACGUACUUGGCUCAGCUGUUCAUUUACGCGAUGCCGAGUGUGGAAGUGGCUGCUAUCGUGGGUGUUUUGAUCAACGCCAUCUUCUUGCUAUUCGCCGGCUUCAACCCUCCCGCCGGCUCCAUCCCUGAGGGCUACAAGUGGCUGUACCACAUCACUCCACAACGCUACGCAUUGUCCAUCCUGGUCUCCAUUCUGUUUGGCAAUUGCCCCGAAGAUCCGACAUUCGACGAAACUACUCAAUCGUACAUCAACGUGCGACCGGAACUCGCAUGCCAGCCACUGCAGCACACGCCGCUGUCGAUCGGCCACACGACGGUGAAAGGCUACAUUCAAGAUGUGUUCCAUAUGAGGUACGACGACGUGUGGAGCAACUUCGGCUACGUGUUCAUAUUCCUAGCUAUUUUCCGCUUGCUGUCGCUAUUGGCACUCCGCUUCAUUAACCACCAGAAACGGUAG
Molecule: messenger RNA, 2907 nt
Organism: Phytophthora infestans T30-4
Lineage: Eukaryota; Oomycota; Peronosporomycetes; Peronosporales; Peronosporaceae
Product: ATP-binding Cassette (ABC) Superfamily
Exons: 2
Coding region: 1-2907 (968 amino acids)
Biological process (GO): transmembrane transport
Cellular component (GO): membrane
Molecular function (GO): ATP hydrolysis activity; ATP binding; ABC-type transporter activity
Source: RefSeq, a predicted model, not a curated record